AAUAAAUGCCACUUCCUUCAAGAUAACGACACUACGCGCGCCCCGUUUUGGGACCCAAUUAAAUACAUUCUUCCAUUGCCUUACCACUCAGCCACCUUCUUCUCGACGUUAAACGCCACGAUUCAAAGAUAUUUCCCAAAUAAGUCCGUGCCGCGAGGCUGCAUGUUUUGAAACACCACCUUGCCAAACGGCCCCAAGUCUAACGCCUUUGCCUCAAGGAUUCAUGGACCAAGGCUUGCAACAAGGAUCUAGUGCGUGUAGAGUUUCCAGAACCACUGUUGAAUUGGCCCGGUUUUGAGUGGCUUCGCUCCUGUGCCACCAUAACACGACUUCAUGUGCAGCAGCUGCAACUGUGCCGCACGUGCUAAGCACUGCCUUACGAUUUCUAGGGUUCGUAUAGAAACGAGCUCUCCGCACCUUACUAUCUGGAAGCUUUUCUAGGUUCGGUCCAAAAUCCCUAGCCAUGAACUUCCAAUUACAUUUCGUGGUGUUUGGCUUUCUGUCCGCAAUAAUCCACAUCAAAAACUGUCAAGGGGUAGACUCCAGCGAACUGAAAUCAACAACAAUAGAUCCACGCCUUCCAUCUAGUACCAAAGCUUCCUCGACAAAGAAGCUUUCCUCUACCACGGACAAGUUCCACUUCACGGACCUUCCCUCCAAAUCCACCGCCGACCCCCUCGAUACUACCAUCCGCGCAAUACUCGAGACAGCCUUACCGCCAGUGGUGGCUUCGCUUGCUCUAAGCUCUCCCAGAGAAUUUGCCAGCGCUCUUAGCUUGGCCCUCUUUGAAAUGUCCAGCACGCCGGCAUGGUUUUCCGCCCUCCCAGAUGAUGUUGAGACCUAUCUUAUUACGGGAUACGUUCCGGAUGCAAAGGCUCAAGCUACACCGAAAUCAUCGCUCACUACUUUGAAACUAAUAACUUCUUCGAACCCUUCGGCAGGAGAGUCAUCUAGAAAUGCCCCAAGCACUUCCACCCUAACACACUCCCCAAAUCCAAACGAAACCCGCCCAGGCAGCCCGCCUACAAAACACAGUCUCACCACCGGCGCUAGAGCAGGAAUAGUAAUCAGCCUAUGCGUCUUCUUUCUCGUCAUCGCACCCACUGCAGCAUUUUUGAUCGUGAAGCGGAGGAAGGUAAAAGCUGAGAGUGAGCAAGCCCUGAUGGAUGGUAUUGGGGACGAACCGGAGUAUAUUGGGGCUGGGGAGAUGAGAAAGGAGAAGGGGAGGUGGAGAUGGAGGGAACGUGGUAGACCGAGGAGUCUGGUUAGAGAACAUCAGGAUGUUCCUUGAGCCUUGAAGAGCCAGAAAGGGUCCGAAUAGGAUAUAAGACAUGAUUCAAUGAUGAAAAGGUCUAGGGGUAAGCGAAGCAGAAUUACACGUAAAUAAUUAAUCUCAGGUCUACUCGACAUCUAGAUACUUCUUCGGGCGUAGACUCUUAUCCGGUAGACCUUCCAAUCGUGACCGGAAACUAGUG
Messenger RNA from Lindgomyces ingoldianus, 1475 nucleotides. RefSeq lists its product as uncharacterized. The record is from RefSeq and is a predicted model, not a curated record. The transcript has a single exon. The coding region runs from base 464 to 1291 and encodes 275 amino acids. NCBI's taxonomy places the organism in Eukaryota, Fungi, Ascomycota, Dothideomycetes, Pleosporales, Lindgomycetaceae.